Messenger RNA from Coregonus sp. 'balchen', 3300 nucleotides. The record is from the annotation of a GenBank genome assembly. NCBI's taxonomy places the organism in Eukaryota, Metazoa, Chordata, Actinopteri, Salmoniformes, Salmonidae.
CUAAACAGUACACACCCACAAUUGUUGCUUUUUCUUCACAGAGCCAUUUUUAUUGUACAAAAUGUUUGGAGAAACGUUUAAAAAUUUCACUAUAAAUUUCAACGCCUUUAAUCCGAGAGUGACUUUCUCGAGUGGUGACUUUAUGGCAGGUCAGAUUUCCUUUGAUCUUUCGAAGGAAACAAAGCUCAGUUCUAUAACAUUGACAUUAAAUGGAAAAGCAAAGGUACAGUGGACAACACAAGGAGGCGGCGGAGGAAGAAGAGGACGACGCAGAAGGCAACGACGAGUCCACUCGGCAAGGCUGGAAUUCUUCAACUUCUCUCAAAUUGUAAUGCAAGAAAAUAACGGUAUCUACGUUAUUACUUAGCUAACGACACUGUUACUUAUUUACAAAGAUGCAUCAUAAUCUGAAUUCUGAUACACCGGUGUAUUUAAAAGGUGUGUGUGCGUCAGUGUAUCUGUGUGUCACAUUGGAGUUAUAAUCAUAGCUAGCUAGCUAGCUAGCUGUUUUGUUGUGUUUAAAUUAACUGUUUUGCUUUCCACCUUCAGCGGUCCCUAACACCACACUUCAACCAGGAACCCAUGUGUACCCAUUCACAUGCCAAAUCCCACAAGGGUGUGUAUGAAGUCUAUUACUGUAUUUGUAUGUUUUAUUCAACGUUGUAUACUCAAGGUCUGACCAUUAUUAUUAAACUUGUUUCCAUUCAUUCAGAAACUUCCCCUCCUCUUUCCAUGGGGUGCAUGGCAGUAUAAUCUACUCGAUGAAGGUGGAGAUACACAGGCCAUGGCAUCUAGCCAAGGAGUAUGAGACUGAGUUCAACUUUGCCAGCCACAUAGAUGCCAACCAACCACAUCUUCUGGUAAGGGCAUGUCCUCCCAUUGUCUAUCUAAACCUACCUGGGCACUACGCCAACCUUGAAUGUCAAUGAGCUAAAUGUCAUCCUCUUAUAAUUGCCUUAUGUAGGUUAUCCACCUAAUUCUCUUUUGAUAUAGGCCUAUGACUCAUAUUAGAUUGGCUUGAGUUGAAGAAAGAAUUUCAGCAUUUGUCACAUAGCCAUACAAUGUGUAGCCUAUGUUUCACAAUAUCGUUCACACAAGUAUCACAUAUAAUCAGUAUCACAUAUAAUCCGAAUAAUUACUAAGUCUCUAUCAAUAAUCAAACAGUAUGAGCAGAGAGUUGUAACAUUGUUUGUUUCCUAAAUGGCACCCUAUUCCAUAUAUAUAGUGCACUACUUUUGACCAGAGCUCUAAUGGCCCUAAGGUGCCAUUUGGGAUGCAGUCAUUGUGAUCAGUACACGGUCCGUGUUAAGGAGGACAGUUAACCUGAACCCUGAUCUCUGUGUGUUGAACCCUGAUCCCCCCCCCCCCCCCCAAAUUGUAAAGUGGUUAUCCCACUGGCUAUAGGGUGAACGCACCAAUUUGUGAGUCGCUCUGGCUAAGAGCGUCUGCUAAAUGACGUUAAUGUGCCCUUGAGCAAGGCACUUAACCCUAAUUGCUCCUGUAAGUCGCUCUGGAUAAGAGCGUCUGCUAAAUGACUAAAAUGUAAUGUAAAUGUUGUUCCAGGCUCCUCUGGCAGGCAGCAACACCAAGACCCUGUGUUGCCUCUGGUGUGCCUCAGGUCCCAUCUCAAUGACUGUCUGCACUGAGAGGAAAGGCUUUGUCCCAGGUAAGUAAGCCUUGUCCAAGCCCGAAUGGCCCAAAGGGCAGGAGCCUAUCUCCUGUUUCUGUAGCGUUAGGCAGCUUGAUGUACAAGUACUCAGGAAGCUAGUACUGGAACAAUAAAAACACUUCCUUAGAGGGGCUCCAACCCUGAAACUGUUCAUCUUUGACAUUGCUGUAUUUUACUAGCCCUCAACAAUCCUGACCUUGUGAGCUCACAUUCUACGUGCACGAUGUGAAACGAAACAGGAAUGCAGCAGUAAGUUCUUGUUCACAAGGCUAGUAUUUUACAAGACCAGCAGACUUUGGUAUGCACCCAGAUUUGGUCUAUGAAGUGGGUCUUUCUUUGUGAACAAGGGAAUAAUUGUGUCAGAAUGUUAGCUAGAAAUGCUGUGUGUGCGUGCCUGUGAGUUGAAGCGCAUGACUGGUGAACAAAAUGAUAGCCUACUCAUGUCUAUUAUUGGCAAAUAAAUGGAGACUCGAUAGAAAUUCCUGCUCACUAAUCACUUGUCAAGUCUUCCAAGAUAGUCGUGUUUACACACUCGUAUAAACGGACAUCUUCUCACCUUUGAAUCCCCUUUUUUUUCUGUAGGAGAGAUGGUGAAAAUCAUCUGUGAGCUUAGUAAUGGCUCCUCUCGGACGGUGACUCCGCAUGCGACCCUUAUCCAGAAGCAGAUGUUUUACACCCAUAACAAGUGCAACAGGAGGUUGCAGAUGAAAAACCUGGCCUCAGUGGAUGGUCAGCCGGUCAACCCCAGUAGCUCUGAGGUCUACAGCGAUAUGAUGCUUCCCAUCCCUCCCAACACGGCUCUCACUAUCACCAACUGUCCUAUACUGGAGGUGGAUUACACUGUGGAUGUAGGUAUCCAUCUGGAAAUUAUGCAGCUUUUACUGCCAAUCCCAAAUCGACCCCUACCCCCUAAGCACUCCAGGAGAUCUGGGCCCGCAUUCACAAAGCGUCUCAGAGUAGGAGUGCUGAUCUAGGAUCAGGUCCCCCCCCCCGUCCAUGUAAUGUUAUUCAUGAUAUGAAACGCAAAACUGAUCCUACAUCAGUACUCCUACUCUAGAGACUCGUUGUGAAUAUGAGUCUGAGAGGUAUAAGCACUAUGGAAAUCACCCCUACUUGCCCUCUCGAUAGCCCAGGUGCAAUUUUUGCCGUAUUGCUUACAUCUGUAUAACCCUCUCAGAUCUCAUCAAAAUCGUAAGGUUAAAUAGGUGAUUGGACUUGCCCAAUGCUUAUCCUUCUGUUCUGAUGUUGUCUUCUCUUCCGGUUCUUCUCCUCUCCUGCAGGUGAGUCUACAUAUCAGAGGUUCCUCUGACCUCAAGGUGCUGUUCCCCAUUGUGCUGUGUAAUAUUCCUGUUUAUGCUCCCCAGCCUCCACCUCCAUAUCAGUAGGAGUAGCACUAGGAUCAAGUUGCCCCUGACUCUAAUCUAAGGUCAGUUCAGUGUUUUUAUACCUAGUGGUUAAGGUUAGGAAUUAGGCAGGAUAAGCAGCUCUUAGAUACGAAGGGCAACUUGUACCUAGUCAUAUUAGAGACAUGCAUAGUCUCUCACAACAUCUGAACAUAGGGAAUAUGAGGGUUACUAUGAACAAUUCUUCCGGUAAGCUGGUUUUUGCAUCACUGAUUAUUUGGACAAAUC